GCUGUCAGCUAUGGAGACUGCUGUCAAGUGUGACGUCGAUCUCCCUCUCAACCUCAAGACUCAUGUGGAUGUUCUCCGUCGAGGCUGCAAACUGGAGGAUGGGUCUCAAUACGACCCCCGGGCGGCCUUAGACUCUAUGGACCCGCCACCACCGCCCUUCGGGUCGUCGCCGCAGCCGCAGUCGCCGCCGCUCUCGCAAGUUCCCGAGCACCUGUUGAUGGCCGUCAACAGUAUCACCAGCGCCGCCUCCGGCCUCGCCAACACCGCCACCAUCGCCAGCAUCGCCAGCACCGCCACCUCCGCCAGCCCCCCCACCGUCACCACCAUUAACGGCGGGGGAAGCCACGGAGGGGGCGGGGGAAGCCACGGGGACACCUCAACUCCCCCAGCACACACCCCUACUAACUGCGGAGCGCAGCAGCAACAACAGCAACAACAACAACAACAACAGCAGCAGCAGCAGCAGCAGCAACAACAACAGCAGCAGCAACAACAGCAGCAACAGCAGCAGCAGCAACAGCAGCAGCAACAACAGCAGCAGCAACAACAACAGCAGCAGCAACAACAACAGCAGCAACAGCACCUGGGCUGCCACGGCAACGGAGGCAACACUUGCAGUGGAAACAAUGGUGCACACAGCCACAGCAACGGGGGUCACAACACCUGUACUGCCUCCCAUACGCCCACUUCAAUCGCCUCGACCACAGGAUUCAACGAGCACAGUGGGCAUCCUGCGCCGCCGCCAUUCUCCACAGCCAAUGGGGUAUUUCCACGGAAAAGUCCACCAAUCAACACACAGAACCCCAACCAUAUGACGAGUCACGUGACAACUCUCCCUUCGUCCAUUGGCCGGCUCACGCUGGGACUGGCCAGUCACUACACACCCUCGCCAAUACCAGAACAAGAAGAAAUUCAGUCACCUGUAAGCUCCGUCCCGAGCUGUUGGCAUUGCGUAUUUUCCAGUCACAACGGUGGUGUGUCGCCGCCCCCAUCUCCCCCUACUGCAGCGUCGCCUUCCCCCACCAUGGCCCCUGGCCACGGGGCAUCCAGUCCCGGGGCGGGGCUGGCCAGCCUCCACCAUGCCAUUCACGGCCUCCACAACCUCCACAAUCUUCACAACCUUCAGAACUUUCACAACCUGCAACAGAACCUGCAGACGCAGAUGGCGGCGCUAGCGGGGCUCCAAGGCGGCUUAGGAGUGCCUGGCGUGGGAUCCCUCCUACACCCACACUUGGCCCAACACAACCAAGCUGCGGCGGCGGCGGCGGCGGCGGCGGCGGCAGCGACGGCGGCGACGGCAGCGCCACCUCCCCCCGGCGGCAUGAACAACAGCGCGGGGGCCAAUAACGCGCCGACUGUCCCCCAGAUGGUGUUGACCUCCGGCCACGUUACCCAGGGGGUCCAAGGGGCCCAGCUUCUCGUCCCCACCUCCCAGGGUAUCGCGGUGCAGCCCAUCUUGACCAUACCUCUGGGACAGGCUGGCGUUCAAGGCUCCUCGCUGAUGAACCCCCUUGUUCCCCUCCACCACCUCCCCCAGCCGGGACCACACCCCCAGCACACAGGUUCCACUAACUCCUCUCCGCUGCCCCCUUCCUCCUCCUCCAACUCUUCCACCUCCUCCUCCUCCUCCUCCACCUCGGCAGCCCCGCACCCCCUCCUAGGCCUCGCCGGCCUACCCCCCUCCCUCUUUCACGCCCACCACGCCCACAACAACAACAACAACAACAACAGUAACAACAACAACAAUAAUAACAACAUGAGCGGAGACAACAAGGCCAAGCUACCACUGCCAAUGUCGUCUCCUGUGACAGACUCUGUGGGCGGCCUGGCCAGUAGAUUGAGCGGGCACUACCCAGCACCGCCCCCGCCGCCCACAGCCAGAUACUCCCCGGACUUCCUCGACAACCACAACCAACCCACUAUCAGCCAGUCGACAGGCAACCUGGUGGACGGAGUCAACCUGGAUGAGAUUAAAGAGUUCGCCAAGGCCUUCAAGAUCCGAAGACUGUCCAUGGGGCUUACCCAGACACAGGUGGGCCAAGCCUUAAGCAUCACCGAGGGCCCAGCGUACUCCCAGUCAGCCAUCUGCAGGUUUGAAAAACUAGACAUCACGCCAAAAAGUGCACAAAAGAUCAAGCCAGUUCUAGAGCGAUGGAUGCAGGAAGCGGAGGACAGGUACAAGAACGGCCAGCACACCCUGACGGAAUUUAUGGGCACAGAGCCAACGAAGAAGAGAAAACGUCGUACGAGCUUCACCCCGCAAGCACUGGAGGUCCUGAACGCGCAUUUCGAGAGAAAUACGCACCCUUCUGGGGCAGAGAUCACAGCUCUUGCAGAGCAGCUGGGAUAUGAACGUGAGGUGGUAAGGAUCUGGUUUUGUAAUAAACGUCAAGCGCUCAAGAACACCGUCCGCAUGAUGGCUAAGACCAGCCCCAGUGCCCCACCCCCACCCCCACCAACACAUCCAAGCAUAAAUUAGAUACCACCAGAGGGUUCAGUAGAUGCUUGGUCUAUGAGGGUGACACACGUGCCCCGACGCACCGCCACUUACCACCUUGAAGCAACGAGAUAACAGUGACUCUGACAGUCUGGAACUUGACCACUGAAACAACGCUCAAAGUCAAGCAGCCAGCCCGCACUCCUCUCGCCCUGUCUUCAUUACGUUGUUACAAGUGGUGAACCGCAGUCUAAUGGAACAUCUUUGUGUGACAUUCAAGCAUGUCUCAAAAGCUCUCAGACCUUCAGCUAAUCUGAAAAAUAAACUAACCCUGCAAAUGCUCGAGUGUCUGUUCGGUGUGCAAAUCAUAGAAAAUGGAAAAGUAAGCAAAUAAUGAGCCUUAUAGGUAUAUAGUUUGAGAUUUAAGUGUCGAAGAAAUAAAUAUACUUGUACAAAUUUGGGAAAUAUGAAGUGAGAAAUAACGUUUUCAUGCUAGCAUAAAAUAACUAUGAUAUUAUACAAUAUGUAACAUUUGCAACUGAUUUUGAUUGCCAUAGAAAUUGGAAAGAAACUUGCAAAAUUAAAAAUUCGCCUUGAUUGAUGAAUUCAAAUGUACAGUAAAAUGCUGACUUAGUGGCUCCAUAGAAUAGUCAGACGUUAAAGUGAUGUACAUCCAUUCUUAAUUAAGGUGUUGGAAUAUAAUGUUACACAGAUAUGUUUAUAUUUGUGCAACAUAUUAUAUAUAUA
Molecule: messenger RNA, 3184 nt
Organism: Procambarus clarkii (red swamp crayfish)
Lineage: Eukaryota; Metazoa; Arthropoda; Malacostraca; Decapoda; Cambaridae
Source: RefSeq, a predicted model, not a curated record